CUGACAUUCGGGAACUCCCUGUGCCUGCUUGCUAAUUCUUUUAUUUAUUUGCAACAAUUUCAUUGUUUUAAUAUUUUUGAACAUCGCGACGUGUUUUGUGGAUCCCGUGUGUCAGUUUAAUGGUAAAAAUGGGCACAAAAAGGUCGGCAACAAACUUAGUGCUAGCGCAUGAAAAUAAGCGUACCAAAAAUGAUCUCGUUGCGUACACAAACCGGGACAAAGCGUUAAUGGAAUCAGGUGUUAGGCGAACGUCCAAUUUGAUGGCACCAAUCAUGCUAUUGGAAGGCCAUGAAGGGGAAAUUUUCACCAGCGAAUUUCAUCCCGAUGGUGACUUAUUGCUUUCUUCCGGAUUUGAUAGACAAAUUUACAUUUGGAAUGUUUAUGGCGAAUGCGAAAAUAUAAUGGUAAUGUCAGGUCAUAGUGGCGCAGUUUUGGAGGCACAUUUCUCAACGGAUGGAUCAAAUGUAUAUACAUGUUCGACUGAUAAAACUGUAGCUAUUUGGGACAUCGUUACCGGGCAGCGCAUACGUAGACUUAAAGGUCAUACAAAUUUUGUAAAUACUGUACAUUGUACGCGACGUGGUGUACAAAUGUUGUGCUCAGGUUCUGAUGAUCGAACAGUACGGAUUUGGGAUGCACGAAAAAAAAAUUCCGUCCACACUUUGGAAGCUCCAUAUCAAGUAACAGCGGCUUGCUUUAAUGAUAUAGGAGAACAAGUAAUCUCUGGAGGAAUUGAUAAUGAAAUAAAAAUCUGGGAUGUGCGUAAACAACAACAGGUGCUGCAUAGAUUGCGUGGACAUACAGACACAAUCACAGGAAUUUCAUUAUCACCAGAUGGUUCCUAUUUACUGUCCAAUUCAAUGGAUAAUACACUGCGAAUAUGGGAUGUACGCCCCUACGUGCCGGGUGAGCGAUGCGUUAAAAUAUUCCAAGGACAUCAACAUAAUUUCGAAAAGAACUUAUUACGCUGUUGCUGGUCGCCGGAUGGCAGCAAAAUAUCUGCUGGUUCUGCUGAUCGCCACGUCUAUAUAUGGGACACGACUAGUCGGCGUAUAUUAUACAAGUUACCUGGUCACAAUGGGAGUGUUAAUGACGUGGAUUUCCAUCGAAAAGAGCCACUGAUAUUAUCUGCUUCCAGUGACAAGACCUUAUAUCUGGGCGAAAUCGAAGACUAGUCCUAGUAAUACAUUUAUGAAUUAGAAGAUACGCUAUGUAGUUUCUUAUAUAAUAAAAUAAAACAAAGAAAUUUUA
Ceratitis capitata (Mediterranean fruit fly) is the source of this 1251-nucleotide messenger RNA. RefSeq names its product U5 small nuclear ribonucleoprotein 40 kDa protein. The coding region runs from base 120 to 1175 and encodes 351 amino acids. The record is from RefSeq and is a predicted model, not a curated record. The transcript has 4 exons. Lineage: Eukaryota; Metazoa; Arthropoda; Insecta; Diptera; Tephritidae. Gene Ontology annotation, cellular component: catalytic step 2 spliceosome. Gene Ontology annotation, molecular function: protein binding; RNA binding.